AUGGCCUCUCGCUUCUUUGCUUGGGCGAAAUCGCCUCAAGCUCGCGACUACUUCUUCUCGACGCACUUCUUUGGUCCUUUGGCUAACUGGGGUCUGCCCCUCGCCGCUCUUGCCGACCUGUCCAAGGACGAAGAGGUCAUCUCAGGCACCAUGACCGCUGCCCUCUGCUCCUACUCGAUCGUCUUCUCCCGCUUCGCCUGGCGUGUCACCCCGAGGAACUAUCUGCUGCUCGCAUGCCACGCCACAAAUGCUACGGCUCAGGCUGUGCAGGGGGGAAGAUUUUUGAACUACAACUACUUUGGCGGCAAGGAGAAGAGACAAAAAGAGGCUGGCGGGCUCGAGCCUCCGUCGACGCCUAGGGUUGCUUCGGCCUAA
Jaminaea rosea is the source of this 375-nucleotide messenger RNA. Its product is annotated as UPF0041-domain-containing protein. NCBI's taxonomy places the organism in Eukaryota, Fungi, Basidiomycota, Exobasidiomycetes, Microstromatales. Gene Ontology annotation, biological process: pyruvate import into mitochondria. The record is from RefSeq and is a predicted model, not a curated record. The transcript has 3 exons. Gene Ontology annotation, cellular component: mitochondrial inner membrane. Bases 1 to 375 code for a protein of 124 amino acids.